Messenger RNA from Tilletiopsis washingtonensis, 4620 nucleotides. RefSeq lists its product as hypothetical. NCBI's taxonomy places the organism in Eukaryota, Fungi, Basidiomycota, Exobasidiomycetes, Entylomatales. The record is from RefSeq and is a predicted model, not a curated record. The transcript has 4 exons. Bases 1 to 4620 code for a protein of 1539 amino acids.
AUGCAGCACGAGUCGCCCCUGCCGACGCGCCGCAGCGCCCGCGGCCCGGCGCGCGCCUCGCGCCUCGAGGCCAACCGGCCGUACGCGCGGCGCAGCGGCACCGGCCUCGCUGCCUCGGCGUCGGCACAGAGCCUGACAGCGUCGGCCUCGACACCCUCGCUGCACGCCUCGCCCUCGGCGCGCACCGGCGGCGACGCAGAGGCCGGCUCGCCGCCGCAGCCGCAGCGCUCCGCCGGCCUGCUCGGCUCGCUGGGCCGCGCCAUCUCGCGCCCGCUCGGCUGGCUCGGCGUCGCCGGCGGCUCCUCGAGCCAGGCAGGCGCCGGCCCCGCUGCGUCGACACGCGGCGCCCGCUCCGACGACCGCAGCCUCGCACUGCCGUCGUCGGCCUCGAUGGGCUCUCUCACGCGCCGCUCGCAGCGGCGGACGGGCGCGGCCUCCACCGACGAGCCCGACGUCGACCGCUACGGCAGCCUGGGCCGCGGCUCGCUGCGCGCCAUCGGCGGCCGCCUCGCCUCGUCGGCGCACGCAUCCAGCGGCGACCUCGAGUCGCAGGCCAGCGGAGGGGCGCCGCCGAGGCGCCGCGGUGCCGGCGGUGCUGGUGCUCCUCCGCCGCCUCCACCCAUGUCGUGGACGGGCUCGCUGGGCGCCCGCUCGCGGCUGUCGCAGCCGCCCAUCAACGCAGGUGGUGCUGGAGGUGCGGCCGCCACUCCGCUCACGCGUUCCACGUCCUCGUGGCUGGCGCCCGGCGUGCCUGCCAAUGACGCUCGCAUGGCUACGCGCAGUCCCUCGCCGGCGCGCUCGAAUGCCAGCGCUGCCGUGCAGACCUACGGGCGCGCCCGUCUCUCAGCGGCGCCCACGCCACGGCCCUCUUCGCUCUACGCUACUACGCCUCAGCGCGGAGGCACGCCGGGCGCAUCGCCCUCCACGCCCUCCUUUGCCUUCGGCUACGGCUCAGAGCGACGCCUCGCGGGCCUGGCCGAUGCUCCUCUGCAGACCGCAGCCGCAGCGCUGCCUUCGCGUUCGCCAUUCGCUCGCCGUGCGCGCGCCUCGACUGGCGCAGUCACUGCCGGAUCUGAUGCAGGCCGCUCGUCGCUGCUUGGCCAGUCUCGCGGUGUGUACCCGCCGACCACGUCGCUCUCGCGACCGGCCUCGCUGUACGCAGGGUCCAGCAUCAGCGCGAGCCCGAGCGCCAGCCGCCUGGGCUCAGGCCAGGUGGCGCGCACACGGACCUGGAGCUCGCUCGGCCUUGCGCCGCCAGCGGCCCGAGAGUCGGCGGGCGAGAGCCUGCUGCGCGAGUACGCUGUGCGCCGCCGCGAGGGCUCCAUGAGCAUCAGCAGAGCCGGCAGCGCCGCGCCGGGCAUGGAUGUUGACAAUGCCAGCGUCGCGAGCGGCACGCCGGGCAAGAGGAAAGAGCGAGAACGUGAGGACGAGGAGAUGAGUGCUGUUUCGCAGAGCGCAAAGAAGAGGCGUAUGGUCUGGGAUCAGGAGUUGGGAUUCGUUUCGCGCGACGAGCUCAAGGCAAGACAACCGGUGCCGCCGCCGCCUCAAAACGAGGCCGAGCGUGUGCUCAACUUCCUUGAGGGCAUGCGGACGCCCUUAGGCGACAUUCGGAGAGCUGGCAGCGCCACACCUAGCCUUCCUCCGUCACACAGCCUGUCUCGCGUGCACGUGCCGCUGCCUCUGCGCGACGCCGAGGUGCGGCGUCCGGCUGCGGAGGCGAGCGGUAGCCUGUCGAGGUCCGUCGCGCCGUACUCGCGCGCCCAGCGCGCCAACCGCGCAGCUGGUCCGAGCGAGGGUGGCAUGCGGGCGCGCACAAAGCGUGCGCAGCCCCUGCGCGAGCCACGCGCGGACGACGCCAUGAGCACGGGCUCUCAUGCCGACGAGCAGUCGAACGACGAGAUGGAAGGCACGACAGAUGAGGAGGCUGAGCAGGAAGAGGAAGAGGAGAUCAUCGAGCCUCCGCGUCGUCGCGGCGUCUCGACGCGCACAGCAGCGCGCAAGGAGGCUCCCGCGAAGGAGACGCAGCCGCAGGAGGACAACGAGCCGUCGCCGCGACGCCUGCGUUCCGGCCGCGCGCUCUCGCCCGUCAAGGCGGCACCCGUCAAGCAGACACCGGCCAAGGCAAGCUUGGCGGCGCCUGCAAAGAAGCCUCAGCCUUCCACGGGCGCUGCAGGCGGUGUCAGUGCUCCGGCGGCUUCGGCCUCGAGCUCGCGCGCUGCUGCCUCUGCUGCUCUUGCUGUGCCGGAGUCCAACGCCGCAUCGCGCGCCUCCUCGGUCGCUCCCGACGUCUUCUCUGUUCGCUCGGACUCCGACUCAGGCUCCGUGCGCCGCGAGCGCUCCUCGCUGCGGCAAGGUGCACAGAAGCAGAUCUCGGCGCACCGUCGCGGCGGCAAGUCGAACCGCGUGGGCCUCGAGGAGGACGAUGACGAGGACGGCGACGCAGAGGAGGAACGCCUGGAGCUAGAGAAGGUCAAGAUGCCCGAGGUGGUCUUCCCAAGCGGCUUUGCGUUCGGCAAGACGAGCUCGGCGUCGACAGCUCCCGCCACCAAGCCUGUGUCCACCGAGCAGACGAAGCCGACCGAGCAGAAGGAUGCUGGUGCAGACAAGCCGGCAUCUUCCACUCCUGCCUUCUCUUUCGGCGCGCCGGCUUCGGCCGACAAGCCGGCGUCCGCAGAGGGCGCGGGCGGCUCGCUCCUGAGCCGCUUCGGCGGCUUUGCUGCGCCAGCGCAGGAGUCGACGACGCCAAAGAAGUCUCCUCCGCCAAGCUCAAAGUUCUUCCCUGCCGCUCAGGCGGCGCCGCCAGCGUCGUCUGCCAGCAGCGAGCCUCCCAAGCCUCUCUUCUCCUUCGCACCUGCGGCUGUGACCGAGGCCGCGAAGAAGAGCGACGAGGCAAAGGCUACGCCCGCGGCCGGCGCUUCCAGCUUCUUCAGCAUGCCGGCCGCCGCUCCCGCGGCGGCACCGGCGCGCGACGAGAAGAAGUCCGGACCCGUGCCGAACUUCUUCGGCAGUGCCGCCACGGCAGAGGCGCCGAAGCCGCCUGCAUCUUCCACUGCGGCGCCGACGUUCAGCUUUGGCGCACCUGCAUCCGCUUCAAGCUCGGCACCUGCAGCGACUCCCGCGUUCGGCGGAUUCGGCGCGCCCAAGAAGCGCUCUGCCGAUGACGAUGAGGAGGCGAAGAGCCAGAGCGCCGAUCCGCCAGCCAAGAAGGCGGCCGCGGAUGCCAACGGCGCGGCAGAGGCGCCCAAGGCUGCAUUCAGCUUCGGAGGCUUCGGCGCCGCACCUGCCAGCUCGGCAGCGCCUGCCUCGGGCACGCCGGCCUUCAGCUUCGGCGCAAAGCCCGCGGCAGCCAGCGGCGGCUCUUUGUUCGGAGCGCCUGCUGCAGACAAGCCUGCAGCGUCCGUUGCGCCUGCGACGCCUGCCUUCGGCGGCUUCGGCACGCCGAGCGCGUCCCCGAAGAACCUGUUUGGAGCAGCCACGCCUGCGACACCGGCGCCGGCUGCUGCAACUAGCGACGCUGCAGGCGCAGGGAACAGCAUGCAGGAGUCCCCGUCGACGAGCACGACCGAGGCUGCCAGUGCGCCUGCUCCGGCCGCCACGCCGUUCACGUUCGGCAGCCAGACCAGCAGCGGCACGUCGGCUGCGAGCACCACGAUUGGCUCGUCGCUCUUCGGCGGAUCGGCGAAGGCUUCGACACCCGCGUCGGGCACGGACAGCGCACCGAGUGGCUUCACGUUCAAGCCGGCGGGCGCAGCUUCGACUGCGUCUGCUGCAAGCAGCACGUCCACACCUUUCGGCGCUGCUGCGCCUGCAGCGUCCUCCGGCUUUACGUUCGGCGCACCGGCCGCGUCUUCGACAGGCAUGUUCGGUAGCUCAGCGCCGGCUGCGUCGUCUCAGCCGCCGCAGCAGGCACCCUCGCCGGCCUUCACGUUCGGAGCCGGCAGCGCCUCGCCAGCGCCUACGUCGCCUGCAGCGCAGCCCGCGCAGCCGCCAUCAUCGGGCACCUUCACCUUCGGCCAGCCUGCCGCCUCGUCGUCAAGCUUCGGCGCCUUUGGCAGCGGCGCACCUGCAGCGGCGGCACCGUCAUUUGGCGCCUUUGGCGCUGGCACCGCCAGCAACGCAAGCUCGCGCGCCGCCUCGCCGUUCGGCGCGCCUGCACCGCAGUCGACGAGCACGUUCGGCGGCUUCGGGAAUCCGUCUGCACCCGGCACGCCUGCCGCAUCGUCGGCCGGCACGGGCUUCACCUUUGGCGCUCCGGCCGCCUCCGCGCCUGCUCCGGCUGCCAACGGCUCUGCGCCUGCUGGCUUCACCUUCGGCAUGCCCAGCAGCGCAGGUGCGGCUCCGGCAGCCGGCGGCUUCGGCCAGCAGCAGGCGUCGUCGCAGUCGUCGGCGUCGCCGUUCGUCUUCGGUGCGAGCCAGCCGACCACGCCGUCGGGCUCGGCGCCGUUCCAUUUCGGCGCACCGCCAGAUGCCAACGCGCCGCAGACGCCUCCAGCCACAGGCGCCCCCGCGGCCGGCGGCGGAGGCUUCUUCAACCUCGGCGCCGCGCCGACGCCCGGAGCGGGCAGCCCGGCGGGCGGGCGGCCGAUCAAGGGCGUGCCGAGGGCGCGGCGGGGCCGCUAA